AUGUCUUUCUUAACAGAUAUCACUGAAAUUUUAGCUGAACUUGAUUUGCAUUUACAAGGAAAAGACCAGUUAUGUUGUUCAAUGUUUGAGCGAAUAACAAGUUUUACUAAGAAAUUAGAACUUUUCAUAAUGCAAUUGAAGGUUGGAGAAAUUGUACAUUUUCAGAAUUUAUCUAAAAGACAUGAAGAAUUUCCUGUGAACUUUGAAAAAUACACUAAAUUAUGUGAGACUUUGUCAGGAGAUUUUACAACCAAAAUUUCUGACUUCAGAAAGAUAGAAACUGAACUAAAAUUGUUGAGUGCUCCAUUUUCAUUUAUUUAUGUGGAAGCACCAGUUAAAUACCAACUAGAACUCAUUGAGCUUCAAAGUAGCGAAUCUUUGAAAACUUAUCAUAGAGAAUAUUCCCUUUUUGUCUUUUACAAGAAAUUGCAUUCUUUCAAUGAAUUUGAUCAAUUUGCCAAUUUAGGCACAAAACUAUUGUGCAUGUGA
Molecule: messenger RNA, 489 nt
Organism: Octopus bimaculoides (California two-spot octopus)
Lineage: Eukaryota; Metazoa; Mollusca; Cephalopoda; Octopoda; Octopodidae
Product: general transcription factor II-I repeat domain-containing protein 2
Source: RefSeq, a predicted model, not a curated record